This is a messenger RNA of Marasmius oreades (fairy-ring Marasmius), 1017 nucleotides long. RefSeq lists its product as uncharacterized. Lineage: Eukaryota; Fungi; Basidiomycota; Agaricomycetes; Agaricales; Marasmiaceae. The transcript has 3 exons. The coding region runs from base 1 to 1017 and encodes 338 amino acids. The record is from RefSeq and is a predicted model, not a curated record.
AUGUGGCAACAGACCCCGCAAUCGACUGCUUGGUUUGUCUUGUCCAUAAUGGCAGGUGAACAAGGUGAACGAGACCUGGUUCGAAACGGCCCAUCCUCAAGUAUGUCAGUGCAUCCUAGCACGAGCAGUUACAAAAGGCUGCGGGGGUCAGCUGCAGAAGACGAAGCCAUCCUUUUACCUCUGAGCGACCAGAAUAUGUGGUAUUACCCUUCUCAUGGGUAUGACUCGGAAGAGGACAUGGGAACCAAUCCUCCUAGAGGGAAUUGGGGCAACAAACAUCUUCCUGGAGCGCGGUGGGCACGGAAUGGUAAAAUAACCUCUUGGGGUCCCGGAAUGGACGAUUGGGAGGCUGAGGAACGGUCACGAAAAAGGAUCAAGUUAUUGCUGCCCCAUAGAAAACGAUCGCUUUCGCCACCUACACUUUCGCAUUUAUCCCGUUCGCCGUCGCCGCCCCUCACCGCACCAUAUCCUCAAGCGUCUCCACAUCUCAGUUAUUCGUCCUUCGUUUUGGAUAAAGCAAUCACACAUACCUUCCGUUCCAAGCUGCUGGAUGAAUUAGAACAUGCCACUAACGGACUCAUAGAAGGAGAGGCUACGAUGAAAAGGGCACUAGGAAGGCUAUGGCAGGUGAUGAGCGAAGAUCCAGACCAAAAUAACCUAGACAAAAUUGUACCCAAACGGGAAGACGAGGAGGCAGACGGAAACACACAGACGUCCAACGUUCCCGAUCUCACCCCACCGAUCCAGAAACUAUUCUUUGUUUCAUAUCCCAACAAUACGUCAAUGUACGGGGAACAGUCUCAUUUUACCUCUCCUCAACAUCAGCAUGAGAAUCUAGAGCGAGCUAUGGCGGUUCUUCGAGAACUCCAGGAUGAUGGUAGGGAGUACGUUGAACGUCUGCAGGAGAUCAGGGAAGGACUCGGGGACGUUCGGGCACACCGGGAUGGGAUAUGGGAUAUGGUCCGAGCAAGGGCGAUACAGGAGCUACAGGACGCCGCCUUUGCUGCAGCAUCAUAA